Messenger RNA from Ornithorhynchus anatinus (platypus), 2064 nucleotides. RefSeq names its product pleckstrin (gene PLEK). Bases 107 to 1159 code for a protein of 350 amino acids. The record is from RefSeq and is a predicted model, not a curated record. Gene Ontology annotation, biological process: intracellular signal transduction; actin cytoskeleton organization. Gene Ontology annotation, cellular component: plasma membrane. Lineage: Eukaryota; Metazoa; Chordata; Mammalia; Monotremata; Ornithorhynchidae. The transcript is spliced from 9 exons.
UGUAAGCGACACUGUUGUAGAAAGAGUCACCCGCCUCCUGCUGCCUGGGCUGCCAGAUGUGUUUGGGCUUCCUUGGAGACCAGAGUGCAGAGAGGAUUGGGCAGACAUGGAGCCAAAGCGCGUCAGAGAAGGCUACCUCGUGAAAAAGGGGAGCAUGUUUAAUACCUGGAAGGCCAUGUGGGUCGUCCUACUCGAAGACGGGAUUGAAUUCUAUAAGAAGAAAAGUGACAACAGUCCUAAAGGAAUGAUUCCUUUAAAAGGGAGCAGUCUGCAAAGCCCCUGCCAGGAGUUUGGUAAAAGAAUGUUCGUUUUUAAGCUCUCCAUGCCCAAGCAGCAGGACCACUUCUUCCAAGCUGCAUACCUGGAGGAAAGAGAUAGUUGGGUGAGAGACAUUAAGAAGGCAAUGAAAUGCAUUGAAGGAGGCCAGAGAUUUGCCAGAAAAUCCACGAGAAGAUCCAUCCGGCUGCCAGAAACAGUUGACUUGAGUGCCCUGUAUUUGUCCAUGAAGGAUGCUGACAAAGGAGUGAAAGAAAUGAAACUGGAGAAGGAAAAGAAGGUGUUCAAUCAUUGCUUUACAGGUAACUGUGUGAUUGAUUGGCUGCUAUCGAACAAUUCUGUCCGGAAUCGCCAGGAGGGGCUCAUGAUAGCAUCUUCCUUGCUCAGUGAAGGCUUUCUGCAGCCCGCUGGGGAUCUGUCCAAGAAUGCAGCUGAGGGGACUGCAGGAAACCCUUUCCUAGAUAACCCGGAUGCCUUGUACUACUUUACUGAUAGCGGGUUCUUCUGCGAAGAUAAUUCAAGUGAUGAUGAUGUGGUCCUGAAAGAAGAAUUCAGAGGAGCUAUCAUCAAGCAGGGAUGUUUACUGAAGCAGGGACAUCGGCGGAAAAACUGGAAAGUGAGAAAGUUUGUCCUGAGGGAGGAUCCUGCGUAUCUGCACUACUACGAUCCGGCGGGGGGAGAAGAUCCCCUUGGAGCAAUUCACUUGAGAGGAUGUGUGGUAACUGCGGUGGAAGACUCUCCAGAUGCCAAGAAGAAUGAGGACGGCAACUUGUUCGAGAUCAUCACAGCCAGCGAGGUUCAUUAUUUCGUACAAGCGGCCACCCCCAAGGAGCGCACAGAGUGGAUUAAAGCCAUCCAGGCUGUGGCUCGGACAGGGAAAUGAACUUUUGAGCCAUUUGCCCCAAGGAAUUUCUGUCAUAUCCCCCAAACAAGCUCUCUCCCAAGAUCAGCCAUGAAAAUGGGGGCAGAAUUUCCAUGGCAAUUCUGAAUAUAAGCAACGGAUUCUCAGGAGUGGAGGAGAAUGUUUACUACCCAGUACCUGUCACCCCUCCUACUUAGACAGUGAGCCCUAUAUGGGAAAGGGACUGUGUCCAGCCUAUUUAACUUGUAUCUAGCUCAAUGCUUAGAACAGUGCUUGUCACUGUUCUUAACUGCUCUUAACAAGUACCAUAAUUACUAUUAUUGACGAUUUGAAUGGCCUAGCAAGUUUUCUGAUCUACAGCAUUGCUUCCUUUUAUUUCUUUAUCUUCACCAGCAUAUCUUGUAAAGAUGUAUCUGAGUAAAGUCAAUAAUUUAUGUUCUUUUCCACUGUAAAUUUUUUUAAUAUCCUAUCUGUGCUGGGCCACAACAUUCAGUUGUCUUUAAGUGUGCUAGCCUCAGUGAGGAUGUUUCUCACUAAGGCAGCCUAGCAAUGGAGUGCAAGUAUUUUUGAGACCCCACCCUGCUUACUAGAAGACACAAAGUAGUUAAAUGAAUGGCAUUGAUGUAUUUGCUUGGGAAAGUGGUUACUUGUAAGGCCCUGCUAAAGUGACUGCCUUUCUUAGUCCAAUGGCUCUAGGUUUUUUUUGGAAUAGAUUCUGCACAUGUUUGAACUAUUUGAACAAGCCAGACUAUCUUUUCUGCCUCCUUCAAAGUGUCCUUUUUAUUUAAAAAUAGGCUAGUCAUGGGAUCUUUUUCUUGCUAUGCUUAUUCAGAGGUCUUUUCUGACCUCCAAAGCCUCAGGUAGGUGGAGAUCUGCCCAGCAGCCCUGGUGCUAAAUAAAGUGGAAUUCUCAUCCUCUUCCCCCUU